Penicillium alfredii is the source of this 960-nucleotide messenger RNA. RefSeq lists its product as uncharacterized. Gene Ontology annotation, molecular function: ubiquitin binding. Bases 1 to 960 code for a protein of 319 amino acids. The transcript has a single exon. Gene Ontology annotation, biological process: endosome to lysosome transport. The record is from RefSeq and is a predicted model, not a curated record. Gene Ontology annotation, cellular component: ESCRT I complex. Lineage: Eukaryota; Fungi; Ascomycota; Eurotiomycetes; Eurotiales; Aspergillaceae.
AUGUCGCCUCAAUUUCAUCAGGGUCUAGCAUCAUAUCAACAAAACAGAGGCGAUCAGGCCACUUCCGUCUUGGGACCGAGCAUACCGAGGCCCUUGCCGCAUCAAACUGGGCCACCUGGGCCCCCUCCAGUGCAGCCAGCUCAACAAUGGCCGACGCAAGCAUUGUCUCAUGAUUCAUCCCGCCCGGGGUGCCAAUCCCACCUUCCGCAGCACCAGGAGCCAUCAGGUCCCCCGUACCCCCAACAUUCUCCAUAUCCAUCGAAUUACCCACGUCCACCCCCGGCAGCGCCACCACGCCAAGCCGAAACCCCUGACCUUCUCACCUCACCAUUUGAGCUCGAGCUACCGUCAUUUGCUCCUGUGGGGCCCGCACCCCCAAUUCCCCCUAACCCGGAGAAGGAUGCGCUGCUGCAUACUGUCUCGCAGUCCCUCGGAGAGACACUGCGUGCGCACGCGACCCAGUCGGAUAUUGCAGCACAGUCUCUUGUCUCACAAUCGCGAUCGCUGCAUGCUGCACUGGCCACACUUCAGGGCGAGGUCACUGCGAUAAAUGCUCUUCAUGCAACUCUCCAAUUGAAUACCGCUGUCCUGCAGCAGUCGAUCCACCGUGCUGAUGCCACCAUCAACGAUGCACAGGCCCGGUCUGCCUCCGUGUCGACCUCGGGCGCGCCUUCAACGUCUACGACGGCUAUCCCCAGUGAUCAUCCAUCUGGUCUACCCCCGAUCGAUGAUGUUUUGGUUGCCCCUACUGUCGUGGGUAAGCAGUUGUACGAUCUGGUCGCUGAGGAGCAAGGCCUCCAGCAGGCCCUCUAUGCUCUGCAGGCUGCCUUGGUUCGUGGGGUGACUGGAGUGGACUCGUGGUCCCGGCACACCCGCGGCCUCGCCCGGGAGGCCUUUUUCAAGCGGGCGCUGAUCCGGAAGAUUGGGCGUGGGAUGGGCUUGGAGGAGAAUGUUCAGUAA